AUGGAAAACACAAGCCCGAUUUCUACAUCCCUUGACAUGAGCUGGUACCGUUUUGUCCCGGAAUUGCCUGGAACCCUGCCUACGUUCGUUUCAUCAACCCCCUUAAACAUCCAAAACCAGAAACCAACUUCUUCAUCAAACAGAGACAGUGGUCUGGGUAGUUCCACGUUGACUUCCUCCUACCUUUCGCCAAACGCUGCAGCCUUCUCAAUCGAUCGCUUGCUGGGACUCUCAACGGAACUGGAAACACGCCCUCGCAGCCCCUCCUCCUUUUCACCACAACCUCUUGACCUAUCGGUCCACAGACCAUCAAAGGGUAAAACCUUUUCCUGUCGCUACUGCAGUAAGACCUAUUCAUCUAGGUCUUCGACACGGCUGCAUGAAGCUACCCACACAAUGCCCUUCGGUUGUACGGACUGUGGGAGGCGAUUUUCCCGGCCCUGGCUGCUGAGGAGUCAUCGCCGCACACACACCGGCGAGAGGCCCUUUGCAUGCCCCAUCUGUGCACGCAAGUUCUCGGACAGGUCGAACAUGCGCGCGCACCGACGAUUGCACAGGCCGCGCUGA
This is a messenger RNA of Mesocestoides corti, 567 nucleotides long. The record is from the annotation of a GenBank genome assembly. Lineage: Eukaryota; Metazoa; Platyhelminthes; Cestoda; Cyclophyllidea; Mesocestoididae.